AUGCCCGUCCAGGAUUUCCAUGACUUCCACUACCUCUACACCCCUGCUUCAAAACCUUUCUUUAAAAAGAUGAAAGCGAGGCAGAGCGGUCUCAUGUACACUCGUGAUGCUGCAGUGAGUCUUCUUAUCGCGUGGAUGCAGUCCAUCGUGCUCAAUGCUUUCGAGACCGUGCUUGCUCACAUGGCUCUCCUUGACCCAGUGUUCUUUCAUUCCAGUUUGAGACCACUCGAGUGA
This is a messenger RNA of Angiostrongylus costaricensis, 234 nucleotides long. NCBI's taxonomy places the organism in Eukaryota, Metazoa, Nematoda, Chromadorea, Rhabditida, Metastrongylidae. The record is from the annotation of a GenBank genome assembly.